Messenger RNA from Rhea pennata, 5448 nucleotides. RefSeq names its product nuclear receptor coactivator 7 (gene NCOA7). The transcript has 18 exons. Gene Ontology annotation, cellular component: nucleus. Bases 435 to 3290 code for a protein of 951 amino acids. NCBI's taxonomy places the organism in Eukaryota, Metazoa, Chordata, Aves, Rheiformes, Rheidae. Gene Ontology annotation, biological process: response to oxidative stress; regulation of transcription by RNA polymerase II. The record is from RefSeq and is a predicted model, not a curated record.
CUCCUCCUCCCCCCCUUUCCGGACGGUACCAAGCCCCGGAGAGAAGGGCAAAAUGGGACCCAGUUACCUGCAAAUCUGAGCCGAGAGAAAAUUUCUCUGCAAAUAUAGAGAUCAUUUUGACUCUGGAGCCAGUGAGGGAAUCGUACCAGCCAAAUGUUAAGAGAGAGAAAUCAGUGAAGCUGUCAGCGAUUCAGCCUCCUGCCGGCGCAGGAGCAGCCUGUGCCUGCGCCUGCAUCCUUGCGAUGCUCGCUGGAGGAGAAUGAUCUUCCCAAGAGCGCCGGGGAAGGAGCGUAGGCGGCUGAUGUUUCUUUUCACUCGUCGGAACGAAAUGGCUGGGUGUCGCUAAAACCAAGGGACUCUGCCUGGAUAUGAGGUACUGAACGGAAAAAGAGCAUAACGGUUGGCCGCCCACCUUGCCCAUUAAACUGUACAUAAUGGAGACCAAAGAAGAGAAGAAGGAACGAAGACAGGGCUAUUUUGCUCGUUUGAAAAAGAAAAGGCAAGCCAAACAAAACACUGAGACCCCUGGAUCUCCCAUUUCCAAAACUGCUUCUGAGAAAGAUGAUGAAAGUAAAGCCAUUUUGGAGCAAAUCAGUUCUUCUGAAGAUAACUGUAGAUUUGCUGGGGAAAAGGAAACUGCUCCAGACAAAGAAAAGAAAAAGAAAAAAUACAAUCAACUGAAAGACAUCAGGCGCACAGAACUUAAAAGAUACUAUAGUACUGAUGACAAUCAAAACAAAACCAAUGAAAAGAAGGAGAAAAAAAUGGUUUCUCAGAAACCUCACGGCACCAUAGAAUAUACUGCUGGAAAUCAAGACACCAUAAACAGCAUAGCAUUGAAGUUUAACAUCACCCCAAACAAGCUUGUGGAACUCAAUAAACUUUUUACGCACACAAUUGUUCCAGGACAGAUUCUCUUUGUGCCAGAAACAAGUGCUGGAAGGUUGUCUUCUUUCAGCCCUGGUGCGCCCAUUUCUCCUUCAUCAUCAGAUGCCGAAUAUGAUAAACUCCCUGAUGCUGAUUUGGCAAGAAAGGCCUUCAAACCAGUUGAGAGAGUCCUGUCCUCUACUUCAGAAGAGGACGAGCCUGUUGUUGUCAAGUUUUUAAAAAUGAAUUGUCGUUAUUUCACAGAUGGCAAGGGUGUAGUUGGAGGAGUCAUGAUAGUAACUCCAAACAACAUAAUGUUUGACCCACAUAAGUCUGAUCCUCUGGUAAUUGAGAAUGGCUGUGAAGAAUAUGGGCUCAUCUGCCCCAUGGAGGAGGUUGUCUCUAUAGCUCUCUACAAUGACAUUUCUCACAUGAAGAUUAAAGAUGCAUUGCCAUCUGACAUACCAAAGGAUCUUUGUCCUCUGUACAGGCCAGGAGAGUGGGAAGACCUUUCCUCUGAGAAAGACAUCAAUCCUUUCAGCAAAUUCAAAUCCCUUAGCAAGGAAAAGAGGCAGCAGAAUGGGGAUUCAUCUACUGCUCUGGGUGCCAAACAAGUAAAGCCUUCAGAUACAGAAAAGUUUGCUGAUUUUGAAGUUCUUCAGUCUUCUGAUAGUACGGGCUCAAUCAAAUCAAAGUCACUGGAGUUUCCUAACAACAUCACUGCCACUGAGCAGUUGGAAAAGUCUACUGGAGAGCUAUGUGCCAAGGAGCUUUCUGGGGAAAAAAGUGUUUCAGACAUCAAAACCAAAGAAAACUCCCUUAUGGGAGGAGAGGAUGAUUUCAUUGAACUGGAGGAGACUUCAUCUUGUAUGGACAGAGGGUUGGACAGAAAAGGCUCAGUAAUGGAAGGCUUUCUGGCUGACCCCAGGGAGUUGGGGAGAACUAAGCAGCAGGUAACCAAAUCCACUACGGAAGUCCAGGAGCACUUGACAGUUGAUUCCUUGGAAAAAAAGGACGGUAUUGAACCUAAAGCUGACUUAGACUUAGAGCUGUGUGAAAAGCAAGAUGUUAUUCCAGAAGUAAACAAAUGUGUCAGUUCCCCAACAGGUAAGGUGGAGACUGCACUGGACACUAAGAGCGAGCUAGAGAAAGAUAAACUUAUUGAAUUUUACCUCAAUAAAGAUGGGAAUGGGUCUCAGUCAUCUGAAGACUUGCACAAGGCUGAAAUCCAGAAAGGUGAAAACAAUAAAGCAAUUGGCAUAGACCUUACACUUAGCAGUUCAAAGUCCCAAGCUAAUGAAGUCCAUACAGUUAAAAGUAUGGAGCUUGAAUCCUGCUGUAUUGAAAGGAAAGCAACUUCAUUAGAAAUCAGCUCAGCAGCAGCAGAGGAAAAGGAUCUGAAAGAGUCUGUGGACUCUUCAUUAGUACCAGCUGUAGACAAGACUUGUCAAGAAACACAGUUAGACAAUCAAUCAGAAAUCAGACUGUGGCUGCUGCAGAAAAUUCAAGUGCCAAUUGAAGAUAUGCUUCCUUCAAAAGAGGAGAAGAGUAAGACUCCUCCAAUGUUUCUGUGCAUUAAAGUGGGCAAGCCCAUGAGAAAGUCCUUUGCAUCUCAGAGCACCACCAUGUCUCAGCAGUACAGUAAAAAGAUAAAGCAACCAGAGUACUGGUUUGCUGUUCCUCGGGAAAGGGUGGAUCACUUAUACACAUUUUUUGUUCAGUGGUCACCAGAAAUAUAUGGGAAAGAUGCCAAAGAGCAAGGUUUUGUUGUAGUAGAAAAGGAAGAGCUUGAUAUGAUAGACAACUUCUUCAGUGAGCCAACUACUAAAAGCUGGGAGAUUAUUACUGUCGAAGAAGCAAAAAGACGAAAGAGUGUGUGCAGUUAUUAUGAAGAUGAUGAUGAUGACACUUUACCUGUCCUAAAGCACCACAGUGCUCUCCUGGAGAAUAUGCACAUAGAGCAGCUUGCCCGGCGCUUGCCGGCAAGAGUGCAGGGAUAUCCAUGGCGACUUGCAUACAGCACACUAGAGCACGGAACUAGCCUGAAGACUCUGUACCGUAAAUCAGCAUCUCUUGACAGUCCAGUUCUCCUUGUCAUCAAGGAUAUGGACAACCAGAUAUUUGGAGCAUAUGCUACACAUCCAUUCAGAUUUAGUGACCAUUACUAUGGCACAGGUGAAACAUUCCUCUACACAUUCAGUCCAAAUUUCAAGGUAUUUAAAUGGAGCGGCGAGAACACCUACUUCAUCAAUGGAGACAUGAGCUCUCUGGAACUUGGAGGUGGAGGUGGCCGGUUUGGCUUAUGGUUAGAUGCAGACUUGUAUCAUGGGCGAAGCAAUUCCUGCAGUACCUUCAACAAUGACAUCUUAUCUAAGAAAGAAGAUUUCAUAAUACAAGAUGUAGAAGUAUGGACAUUUGAAUGAAUAUUGACUGCCUUAAGGACUGGAUCCACUAGGCAUUUAAAAGCUAAAGAGAAGGUGCAGGCUGCCUUACAAUGUUACACGCUUUUUUCUCAAAUUGUACCAGAGCAUGACCAUGUUUAAAAAGAAAGGGGGCGGGAGGGAAAAGUGUGCAGAAAAAAAAAAUCUGGUUUUGAGAGGCAGUAAGAGACAGAACAAUACGAUAAUCAGUUUGAGGUGUUUUUUACUUCCUCCUCUAACACGUCGCCAUUGAAGACAUGAUGCUUAUGAAAACAUUCACAGUGUAUGAGUUGAAAACUUUUCCUGUAACUGUGAAAGAGAUACUGUGGGAAAACUACAUCUAUCUAGUACAUUCCAUGUGUAUUUAUGUUCAAUAUAUAAAUGCUAACCAAAAAUAAAAGGUUACAUUAGCAAAAUCUAGGGUAUACUGUUUGCCAUGGGAAAAAAAAAUCUGAAGGGGUACACAGCACUUAAGGGAACAUGUUUUUAAGAUCCUUUUAUUUAUUGUUAUUGUAUAGCAGAUUUUUUUAAAAUGUCUUAGCCGUGAGUUUUUUCUGUGUUUCAAAUCUCAGUUUGAUAAACAAUUGCUAUUCAGGUAGGUUUCUUAUGCAUUGUCAUUUAUUCUGAAUCAAUUUAUUUGAUUUCUGAGGUUAAGUUUUGUAUUUUUAUUUUGUAAAUGAGAUUUGCUUUUCACUUUACCCUAAUUAGAGGGUUUGUUUUCUGUCAAACACUUGAGUGCAUAAUUCUGGUUUCCUUUAAGAUGUGAGAAAAGGUGGUUAGUGCUUCUUAUUAACUCUGCUGCCACAAUCUUGUUAAUAGAUUAUUUUGGCAGUAUAUGGAGACCCUGGGCAAACUGCCAGCUGGUAUAGACUCUUUUCACCUCUGUUGCAGUCCACAGAAUUGGGACAGUAUGCUCUGAGCAUCUGUCUUAGUAUUAUUCAACUGUUUACUUAAAACAUUACUAAGAGAAGAUUGGCUUUCUGUAUCACCACCACGUGAUUCAAAAUAAACCGCCAAUUGUACUUUUAUGAGCACUUCUUUACAAAUUGAAGAAUAACUGCUUUGUUAAGAAGAAAAUAUAAUCUUGAGAUAUGGAGAAGAAUGUUAUUUCCCUAACAGGCCAGGUCAUGUUAGUGUAAUACCUGUUUUUGUAGUAAUUAAUAUAUGAUUUCGUUCCUGAAAAAGACUUGAAGCAACAGGCUGCUUUAGGAUUUGACAGGCAACUAAGUAUUUAUUUUUCUUUGUUUUUCAUGAAAUACUUGUCACUUUUCCUCUUCCCCCCUCAACACUAAAAAGACUCCAUGUAGUAAAGCUAGGUUGAACUAUAAACAAGUCAGUGCUGUGAAAUUUUCAGCAAAUAGGGAAAAUAUAACAGAGAACUGUCUUCUAAAGAAUUCUGCUUUACAAUUAAGGUAUAGUUUAAACAAAAGUUUAAACAAUCCAAAACCUGUCAAAAUAGACUUUCUGGCAACACUUGGAUGCUGUCUUGCCCUUAAAACCAAAAGUAUCAUUGUCCUGAAAAAGGCAGAUUUUAGAAAUGGUAAUGUGCUUCCAUGCAUUAAACAGUACAGUCUAAUUUUGGAAUAUUAAUAAUUGAGUAAUACAACUCUAAUUACUGCUUUUCCCCUUUUUAGUAUAUUCAAAAAAGAAAACAAGACAAGCAGUUUCUUUCAAAAACAUCAACAAAUAUUAAUCCUGCAUAGAAAUUUCACAGUCUAAAAAACAAUGCUAUACAGUAAGUCUGUAUCACGUUGCACGUAAGCUUUUCACACUUUUCUUCCAGGUGGUCUAAUACAGCCUUGAAUACAGUUCUUAUUAGUAAUGCUGUAAAAUAUUUUGGAAGUUGCUGAUAGCAUAAUGCUUUGAAGAUACCAAGAAUAUCUAAUACUGUUUGCUCUUUUAAUUGGUGGCAGACCACUUACUAGUUUAAAAAAAAAAAAAAAAAAAACAGCAAGCUCAACAUUUUACAUACAUUUCACUAUUGUUACCUACAACUUACUCCAUUAUAUUAUACUUGUCAGAGGAUACUAAAUGCUGUGUUCUAUAUUCAAAACAGUGUUGUUCAAUCAAAAUUCUGUGACCCUUGAAAAUAUAAAUAUUGAAUAUAUGUAAUGCAGUGCUAUCACGAUAUUUUCAAUAAAGGAAUUUAUGCAUUCAGAAA